AUGAUCAUUAACCCAAUAUCCACCUCAUGUAAACCUGAAACACCUCAUAAAAUAUUGUUUCAUAAUGAGUACAUGGGGCAAAUCAAGUCAUCCAUUUCAAACUUCAAAACUCCACCAUCUGUUGUCACACUAGGGGAAGGUUGGAGACCAUUGUGUGGGAGUAUGGGCAAGAUAGUGUAUAUUUGGGUGGGGCGAACAAGUGGGGAAGAUGAUGAUAACCUGUGGCAGAUUUUUGGUGAUGACUUCAUUGUUAGAAAAGCUCUGGAAACAAGCUCUAUUGUUCAGGUUUGGGCUGUUACAAGGGUAGUGAUGGGAUUGCAAAUAAUUUUAAUGAACUUGUUCCUGAUAUGGGAUUGUAUAGAAUCCAUCUCUGAUUUGAGUUCACCUCUUCAACGACUGAAGAAUCCAUCUCUUCGUUUUGAUCCAACGCAGCUCCCUGUGACACACUUACCAAUUCGAGGUGGAUUAUCUUUGAAUAUUCAACCAUACAAGGCAACUAGAGAUAAAAAAGUUUCCAACUUUUUCCCUGCAAUGUUGGAAGGCUACAAUAGAUGA
This is a messenger RNA of Lactuca saligna, 555 nucleotides long. The record is from the annotation of a GenBank genome assembly. Lineage: Eukaryota; Viridiplantae; Streptophyta; Magnoliopsida; Asterales; Asteraceae.